CAUGAAGAUGACGAGGGAGCAGUUUCAACAGAAACAGAUGACAUUAGUCAAGGGACAAGAGUAAAAACCAGCGUCCACAAAGGAGGAGGGGACAUUAGUGACUUAGGGGGAAAGCAUGAUGGUCCUAAACAAGUGAAGUCCCACUAUCCCCAGCACUGCUUUGGGUUAAAAAAUGAUCAUUUAAUCCACAAUGGUUUGAAAGCUUUCCCUGGUUAGAAUAUUCUGUAAACAGAGAUGCAGCUUUUUGUUUCUCAUGUAGGAUGUUUGGUAAACACAUGAAACAUGACACAUUUGUGAGCAGUGGCAUGAAUGCCUGCUUCAAAGCCAGCGCUGUUCAUGGCAGUGUAGUUGAACAGUUACAUUCAGCACAUGAGGCAGAAAUCAAGGAGAGAUGGGAGUGCAUCAGCCGUAGUGUGGCUGUGACACAAUUCUUAGCCAAACAAAACGUUCCAUUCAGUGGCCACGAUGAGAGAGCAUCUAGCCACAAUCAGGGAAAUUUUCUUGAGUGCGUGAAACUUUUAAAGCAGUUUGAUCCUUUUCUCCAGUCAUACUCACCCCCAUUACAUCAUACAUAUUUAUCACUUUCGUCCCAAAGUGAGAUAACUGAAUGCUGUGCAGAGGAGGUGACAGCAGCUAUAGGAGUGUUUGCUGGCAAUGGUGGAAUUGAGAGAGCUUAUGGUGGUGCAGCUGUGAUGAGUGGUGCAGUUGGAGGGGUCCAAGCCAAAUUCAGUGUCAAGCAUCCAGAGGCCAUUUAUGUGCACUGCUAUGCACAUCAGCUAGACUUACACAUUCAUGUAGAUUUCACCCUGGAAGGAGGGGAGGUUUUAGUGGACAAUAACUAUCUAGCCUCCAAAAAAGAAAGCCUUGCAAUCAAGGAUAUGCAGUGUGUUUUCAACUUGCUGGAUAACAUCAUGUUUCCAACGCUGACACAGGUCAUUCAGAUCUCCCUAACAAUCCCAGUCAACCGCUGUAGUUAUGAAAGGUCAUUCAGUGUGUUGAGAUGGCUCCACACUUGGCUGAGGUGCACAAUGGGGCAAGAAAGGCUUCACCAUCUUGUUGUCUUAGCUGUUGAGAAGGAAGAACUUUUAAAGCUGGGUCACAGUCAAGUUAGUGACCGAUUUGCAAAAAUGAAAAAUAGGCGGCAUGCUUUAAUGCUGAAACAAUAAACCA
This is a messenger RNA of Cheilinus undulatus (humphead wrasse), 1170 nucleotides long. RefSeq lists its product as uncharacterized. NCBI's taxonomy places the organism in Eukaryota, Metazoa, Chordata, Actinopteri, Labriformes, Labridae. Bases 261 to 1166 code for a protein of 301 amino acids. Gene Ontology annotation, molecular function: protein dimerization activity. The transcript is spliced from 4 exons. The record is from RefSeq and is a predicted model, not a curated record.